This is a messenger RNA of Aspergillus saccharolyticus JOP 1030-1, 1440 nucleotides long. Its product is annotated as histone chaperone napB. Bases 195 to 1253 code for a protein of 352 amino acids. Gene Ontology annotation, molecular function: histone binding; chromatin binding. Gene Ontology annotation, cellular component: chromatin; nucleus. The record is from RefSeq and is a predicted model, not a curated record. Lineage: Eukaryota; Fungi; Ascomycota; Eurotiomycetes; Eurotiales; Aspergillaceae. Gene Ontology annotation, biological process: nucleosome assembly. The transcript is spliced from 3 exons.
CGUAGCCAUACUUUUCUCCCUCUCCCUCUUCAAUUCCUUUAUUCGCAAAUCGCAAUUAUCCUUUCCUACACAUCACUUUUACUGUUUCACCUUUGGGUAUAUCUAGUGAUACUUAUUUCAGUAUCAUUACUCAAUUACGAUAUCUAAUAGCAGUAACGUCUUGCCUUUAACAAUUUCCCCACAAACACUUCACAAUGUCCGCCGAAGAACAGAACCAGUCCUUGCUGGAGCGCAUCCAGCAGCCGGAGGUGAGCAAGGAGACGCAGAGAAAGAUUGCGCUCGUGGAGCAGGAGUUCAUUAAGGCCGAGCUUGAGCAGCUCCGCCACUCUACCCUUCUCCUCCGCCCUCUCUUCACCAAGCGCAGUGAGGUCAUCGACUCCCCCGACCUGCGCGAAAUCUUCUGGACCCGCGUGAUGCUCAACGCCCCUGCCGAGAUCGAGGAGGCCAUCACCAUGACCGACGCCACGAUCCUGGCCUCCACCCUGACGAACCUAACCGUUGAGCGCUUCGAGGUCGACGAGAAGGGCAACGGCGAGCCCCGCAGCUUCCGCCUGACCUUUCAGUUCCGCGACGAAAACCCUUACUUCACCAACAAGACCCUCGUCAAGGACUUCUACUGGCGCAAGCAGGUCAUCACCACCGCCAACGGACACAAGCAUCACUGGGACGGCCUCGUCUCGGAGCCUGUUCGCAUUAAUUGGAAGGAGGGCCAGGAUCCCACUAAAGGUCUAUUGGAUGCUGCCUGCGAUCUCGCUGAGGCAGAGAAGAAGAAGAAUGCUGACACGGACCGCAAAGAGCUGAAGGAGUUUGAGGCGCUCAUGCGCAAGAGGGACGAGGUCGAGACGGCUGAGGAGGAGCCGCAGGAUGAGGACGAGGAGGGUUCGGCUGCUGGCUUGAGCUUCUUCGCUUUCUUCGGUUACCGCGGAAGCGAUGUCACCGAGGAGCAGUCCAAGGCUGCUCUCAAGGAAGAGGAGGAGAAGUAUGAGAAGCUGCGCAAGGGUGAAGCUGUUGAGGAGAAGGAGGACGAAGACGACGAGGAUGACGAUUUGGAGGACGACUUCGAGUUCAUCGAGAUCUUCCCUGGCGGUGAGGAGUUGGCCAUCGCCAUUGCCGAGGACCUUUGGCCCAAUGCGAUGAAGUACUAUGUCACGGAUCAAGCCAUCGAGGAGCUCGACUACAGCGAUAUCGACGUUUCCGAGGAUGAGGACGACGACGAGGAGCAGUCCCGCCCUCGUAAGAAGACCAAGGUCUAAAUGCGCGACCGGACGAUUUAUAAGAACAUUGUGCCAUAAUCCUCCCAAUUAAAGCACAAGAAGCAGGAUCAAGAGCAGGACUAGAACGAAUAUCAGGACCGCGAUAGCAAAGGAGGACAUUGUAUCUAAUGGCGAUUAUUAGCUCCGGAACAAGUUGGAUAGAAACACCCAAAAAGUUGAAUUUCCU